This is a messenger RNA of Colletes gigas, 2618 nucleotides long. RefSeq names its product piggyBac transposable element-derived protein 4-like. The transcript is spliced from 2 exons. NCBI's taxonomy places the organism in Eukaryota, Metazoa, Arthropoda, Insecta, Hymenoptera, Colletidae. The record is from RefSeq and is a predicted model, not a curated record. Bases 828 to 2504 code for a protein of 558 amino acids.
CGAUCAACAAUCUUGCACCCGUGUUGAGUAACUUAUCUUUCACAUCUUUUGGCAACAUCAUGGUGUGUUCUGGUCCAAUUCGAUCGACUAUAGAGGCCAAAAGUCUGGCUGUCGUUGCCCUCACGAUAGCGUUUUGAUGACUAAAUAAAGAAAAAGAAUGAAUUUAUAACAUGAUCUUCCGAUUCGAAGAUCUUGUACCGAAACCGAUAUACUACCGAGUAUCGAAAUAAGUACCGGAAUUAUUCAAUACAUCGAUAUUUGACCAGAACUUUUAUACAAAGGUCUGAAACAAUUAUUUUCGGGACUUAUACAAGCCCUGGUUAAGGGAAUCGUGAAUUUUGUCAUUAAAUUUUGUCGCAUGUCAUAAGUCAAUGCUGUCCAACAUAAAUUCCUGAAAUUCUCCCUCUCUGUAUCUGUUACUACAGUUCAGUUCUGUAAUACGACGUGUACAUAUAGUGGGAGAAAGUCGUGUAAGCGGCGUAAGAUAUUCCACAGAUAGCACUGCUUAAUACUUUCAUGGCCGCUGUCACGCAUGCGUGAUUUCAUUCUGCCCAGCGGUUAUCGGCCGGUGUCACGUAUUCGUCACUUCGCUUACGCGGCUUUCUACUAUAUCGCUAUUCACCGUAAUUAUCUCACGUUUGUUUAAGUUGAACUUUAUUUCAUAGAUACAUUCGUGCUUUUGUAUAUAUUUCUUUUCAACAAUCCUUAAUAGCCUUCAAUGCCCCACUUCAAUCAGUCUAAAACUGUAUUUUUUCUCGUUCAUAUUGCGUCGCUAACUUUUGUAUUGUAUACUAAGAGUUUAGAAAAAUUUCAAAGUAUCUUGAAAAAUGUCGAGGGAUACAGAAGAAAUAUAUGCUGACCCCUUGUCGGAUAUUGAUAGCGAUACAGAUAAAGUAUCAAUGUAUAGUGAUGAAGAUUCCGAUAGUGACAGUGACAUAAUGAGACGUGUUAGAUCACAAGCACUACCAUCAUGGAAUGACUCUGAUGAAGAUGAAAAUAAUCCAGAUGAUGAAAGUAAAUGGUUGGAAAUUGACAUUAAACCAGAGUUUCACAAUUUUAUUGGACAAUCUGGUGUACAGAUACCUACAGAAGAUUUAAAUGAUGUAAAAGCAGUUACAAAACUUGUUAUUGGGGAUGAUUUAAUGAAUUUAUUUGUUACAGAAUCAAAUAGAUAUCGUUAUCAGAAUAGCAGUAACAGUAGUACAGGUAAAAAUAAAGAAUGGACUGAUAUAAGCAUUACAGAAAUGAAGCAAUUUCUAGGACUCAUUAUAGUAAUGGGAUUUGUGAAGAAAUCUGAGAAAGAUGAAUAUUGGUCCACAGACCCAUUACUCUGUACACCAAUCUUUGGAAACACAAUGAGCAGAAACAGAUUUCGCCAGAUAUGGAGAUAUUGGCACUUUAGUAACAAUGAUAAUUGCCAAAAUAGACUGGACAAAAUUAGACCUGUUCUUACAUAUGUGACAGAGAAAUUUCAAACAGUAUAUAAACCACAAAAAGAAUUGUUUCUUGACGAAAAUGUAAUACCUUGGGGAGGAAGGCUCUCAUCUCGUAAAUAUAAUCCUGCAAAACUGAUCAAAUAUGGCAUACUAGUGCGAAUGGUUUGUGAAGCAGUCUCUGGUUAUAUUUGUAAAUUAGAAAUAUAUUGCGCACAAGGAAAAACAUUGCAAACUACAAUUUUUUCCACAUUACACCCGUUCUUAAAUUUAUGUCACCAUAUAUAUAUGGACACUUACUAUAAUAGUACAAAAAUUACAGAAAAAUUGCUGGAAUAUGAAACAGGCGUUUGUGGAACUAUAAGAAAAAACAGAGGUGUGCCAAAUUGUUUGAAAAAUGUAAAUUUAAAAGAAAAUACAACAGCGUACCGCAGGAAAAACAAUACCCUUAUUCAAGCAUGGAAAACAAAAAAGAAGCUUGUAUACAUGAUUUCUACAAUACAUUCUGCUGAUAUGGUUGAGAUUAUAAAUCAUAAAACACAUGAAAAAAUGUCUAAACCUAUAUGUGUGGCAGAGUAUGAUAAAUAUAUGAAAAGUGUGGAUCGUGCAGAUCAAUACCUUUCAUAUUAUCCUAUUCUUCGUAAAACAAAAAAAUGGACAAAAAAAACCACAUUGUAUUUAUUAAAUUGUGCACUUUUUAAUGCGUAUAUAAUUUAUACAAAACUAUCAGGAAGCAAUAUGAGAUAUAAAAAAUUUUUAUUUGCUGUUGCCCGUGUAUGGCUUGAUUCUACACAAGAAACAACUGAUGUUUAUCCCAAUGAUCCAGAACCAAGUACUUCUACUAAAAGAGCACCCAAAUAUGAACCAACUGGUAGGCUAUGUUCAGAUAUGAAAAAACAUAGAAUUGUAAAAAUUAUGGGCCAAGGGAAAAUAAAAAAUCCCAGACGGCCCUGUAGAGUAUGCACUGCAGCAAAAAAAAGAAGUUCUACAGCUUUCAUGUGUUCAUCUUGCGGAGUUCCUCUGCAUGUAGGAAAAUGUUUCCAGAAUUAUCACACACUAUCAAAAUACUAAGCUAAUCAGCUAGCAAUACUUAUUUUCGUUACAAAUUAUGCAGGCGAAACUCGUCAUUAGAUAGAAAAAGUCCGUAGAGAAAAAGGUUAUGGAACAUUAUUAUACGGUUUAUAU